Molecule: messenger RNA, 4584 nt
Organism: Mastomys coucha (southern multimammate mouse)
Lineage: Eukaryota; Metazoa; Chordata; Mammalia; Rodentia; Muridae
Gene: Gpr155
Product: G protein-coupled receptor 155
Exons: 17
Coding region: 505-2838 (777 amino acids)
Biological process (GO): transmembrane transport; intracellular signal transduction
Cellular component (GO): membrane
Source: RefSeq, a predicted model, not a curated record
CCCGAGCCUGGGGGCGGGGCCUCAUGGCAGAGUGAAGACCCGCUUCUCUGACCUCUAGGCCAGGGGCGGGGCCUGAAGGCGGGGCGGAGGCGGGGAGGAGGCACCGGGCCUCAGACGCCCUAAGGUAGCUGACAGGACCGCAGCGGCUCACCCCUCCCUUUCUACAAACGUGGUUGGGCAUCUGGCGCUAGCACAGCCGCUAGAAGAGGGCUCCGGGCGGGAGAUGACAGUGGUGUGCUCGCUGCUUGGCCCUCUGCGAGCACUGGCUUCCCUUCUCCUUGCAGCCGGAGUUGCAGACCUAGCAAGUGAGGCUCCUUCAUACUCCACCAAAAGCCAUAUUCAGCUUGGAUAAGUGAUUACCAUGUGUUGGCUGUGAUUAGAUUGUAAGAACUCAACUUGAAGUAGGUACUGACAUUGGCACCUCACAGAUGAUAAAGUGAAGCACAAAAACUUAAGUUUUGGGUUCAAAGUUGAGACCAGUUUGGAAGUGGAGGGAGAGAGAAAAUGGAUUCUUAUUUCUCAGCAAAGAACUCAACUUUUGCUGUUAAUAUGAAUGAGACUUUGUCUGCCACUCAUGGAUUUAAUUCCACCAAUGACCCACCUUCAAUGUCAAUAACCAGGCUUUUCCCAGCCUUACUAGAGUGCUUUGGCAUAGUCCUUUGUGGCUACAUAGCGGGAAGGGCCAAUGUCAUAACAUCAACACAGGCCAAAGGACUGGGGAAUUUUGUCUCCAGAUUUGCCCUUCCAGCUUUAUUAUUCAAAAACAUGGUUGUGCUUAAUUUUUCCAAUGUGGAUUGGGCUUUUCUAUACAGUAUCUUGAUUGGCAAAGCCUCUGUAUUUUUCAUUGUAUGUGUAUUAACCUUAUUGGUUGCCAGUCCUGAGAGUCGAUUUAGCAAAGCUGGACUCUUCCCUAUUUUUGCUACACAAAGUAAUGACUUUGCUUUGGGAUACCCUAUAGUUGAAGCUCUGUACCAAACUACAUACCCAGAAUAUCUCCAGUACAUUUAUUUGGUGGCACCAAUAUCUCUUAUGAUGUUAAACCCUAUAGGGUUUAUCUUCUGUGAAAUCCAGAAGUCAAAAGACACUCAAAAUGCUUCUCAAAAUAAAGCAAAAAUCGUGGGACUUGGAUUUCUACGUGUGUUACAGAACCCGAUAGUAUUUAUGGUCUUUGUUGGCAUUGCCUUCAAUUUUAUUCUUGAUAAAAAGAUCCCUGUGUAUAUGGAAAACUUUCUGGAUGGGCUUGCAAAUUCCUUCUCUGGAUCAGCCCUGUUUUAUCUUGGUCUGACCAUGGUAGGAAAAAUCAAGCGACUGAAGAAGUCCGCCUUUGUGGUACUUAUUCUUCUCAUCACAGCUAAACUCCUGGUGCUGCCCCUUCUGUGCAGAGAAAUGGUGGAGCUCCUGGACAAGGGUAACAGCGUAGUGAACCAUACAAGUCUGUCAAACUAUGCGUUUCUGUACGGCGUCUUCCCCGUGGCUCCAGGCGUGGCUAUCUUUGCAACACAAUUCAACAUGGAAGUAGAGAUUAUAACCUCAGGCAUGGUAAUAAGUACAUUUGUGUCUGCUCCAAUCAUGUAUGUCUCUGCCUGGCUAUUAACCUUUCCUACUAUGGAUGCUAAGCCAUUGGCAUAUGCCAUCCAGAAUGUUAGUUUUGAUAUAAGUAUUAUCAGCCUGGUCUCCUUGAUCUGGUCUCUGUCUAUUCUUCUCCUGAGUAAGAAAUAUAAGCAGCUCCCUCAUAUGCUUACUGCUAAUUUACUCAUCGCUCAGACUAUUGUUUGUGCUGGAAUGAUGAUAUGGAAUUUCGUUAAAGAAAAAAAUUUUGUUGGACAAAUUUUGGUGUUUGUUCUAUUGUACAGCUCCCUGUACAGCACCUAUCUAUGGACAGGCCUUCUCGCAGUUUCUCUGUUUCUUUUAAAGAAACGCGAGAGCGUUCAGAUCCCCGUGGGAAUCAUCAUCAUAUCUGGCUGGGGGAUCCCUGCUCUCCUCGUGGGUGUGCUUCUGAUAACUGGAAAACACAAUGGAGACAGCAUUGACUCAGCCUUCUUUUAUGGAAAGGAGCAGAUGAUCACCACAGCAGUCACCCUGUUCUGCAGCAUUCUCAUAGCUGGGGUGUCACUCAUGUGCAUGAACCGCACCUCCCAAGCUGGUCACUACGAAGGUUUCGGUCAAUCUCAGAACCACAAACCAGUAGAGCCUGGAAGCACUGCAUUUGAGGAAAGCCCAGCACCAACAACUGAACCAGAACUCUUCCCAAGGCCUGUCCCAGAAACAAGUUGCUGUUCUUGCUCCUUGGGGAAUGGUGAAUUAGGCUGUCCAUCAAUAGAGCCAGUAACGAACUCAAGUGCUAGUGGGCCUGUGCCUUCUUCCUUUGAGAAAACCGAGCACUGUGUGAGCCGCUGUGACUCCCAGAGCUGCGUCCUUGCCCAGGAAGAAGAGCAGUACCUGCAGAGUGGAGACCCACAGCUGACCCGACAUGUCCUGCUGUGCUUGCUGCUCAUCAUCGGCCUGUUCGCUAAUCUCUCUAGUUGUCUGUGGUGGCUGUUCAACCACGAGACGGGACGGCUCUAUGUUGAAUUACAGUUUUUCUGUGCUGUGUUUAACUUUGGCCAGGGAUUUAUUUCCUUUGGAAUCUUUGGAUUGGACAAACAUUUAAUCAUCCUACCUUUCAAAAGAAGGCUUGAGUUCCUGUGGAACAACAAAGAAGCAACAGAAGACAGAGAAGCCCCAGUUUCCGAGGAAAUAAAAAUGACCUGUCAACAAUUUGUACAUUAUCACCGUGACCUGUGCAUCCGAAAUAUCGUCAGAGAAAGAAGGUACAGAAUAUGCUGCAGCAGGAAAUGAUGAACUAUGUAUGAAUAAUCAAAUAUUAUGGUGUUGAUAGUUCUAGUUGUAUUGAGGAAGUAAAACUAAGAAAAUAUGAAGAACCUAACACAUUUAUGUGUAUUUAUAAAAAUUUGGAGAUUAGUAUUCAAGAUAGUUCAUUUUUAAGCUUCAUACCACUGUGCUCAACAUGCAUGCCAUCACAAUCACAAGAAUAUAGCCUGGCGAAGGAAGUGUGGGGGGCGCUCACCGAGUAUUAACAUUUAAACUCCUGAGCUGGCACUUCUUGGCUAUGUGAGCCUUGGCAAGUUCAGUUCUCAAAAUCUCAGAUUUCCUUUUCUUUGAAGAAUCCUACCUCUGGGGCUGGAAAAAUGGCUCAGCAACUGAAAGCACUUGUUCUUACAGAGACCCAGCUUCCUAGUUUCCAGCACCCACAGGGAGGCUCACAAAAGUCUGUAACAACAGUCUCAGGGGAUCCGACUCCCUGUUCUGGCCUCCUGGGCACCAGGCAUACACAUAGUACACAUACAUACAUGGCAGACACAACACUCAUGCACAUAAAAUAAUAAUAAGUAAACCUUAGAGAAAAAUCUAACUUUGGUGGCCUUUGAUGUCUGUGACGAGCCUUGCCCAAUGGCCAACAAUGAUGAACUCUGAGAAAAAGCUACUUUUCUACCUUGAAAGGCUGAGCAUAAUUUCAGGAUCUAUAGAUAAAUCUUUAAAUUUUUUUUAUUUUAGAGAAAAUUCACAUUAUCUGUCAGAGUAUUGUGCUUGCCAACUGUCAGGAAGCAGAGCUCUUAACAUUUGCUGAGCUCCCAGGUCCCAGAUGGCUGGAUGGGCCCCAGAUGCUAUGAGGCAGCUCAUCCCUGCUCCUGCCCGGGGUCUGCAGCCUGCACUGUCACACUCACUGACACUCUGUACUAUUCCAUAGGCUCCUGCCUGGUCACAGCAAUCAAGGGCCAGAGACCCUCAGUCAACGCUGGGGCGGAAGGUAGAGCCUCGAUGUUGAAAAGGCCCAGACACAGACUCUGUCCUUGAAAUUUCAUGUAUUUGAAAAGAUCUCUACAUCAUUAACUUCUCUCUGAUUUGUAUAUGUGGAACUUUGUACUUGUGGUAAAAAUGCUUUAGAUUUUUCCACACCUAUUUGUCACCUCAUCUUGUUCCUCACCCUCUAUUUCCUGUUGUCAGGCACUUUAGAUUUCACAGCUUGAUUGGCGCCUGUUGAGAUUCUUGCUGUCUCGUGCACAUUUGUAUGAAAAUGUUCAUAAUUCAUGUCAUUGGGUUUUUUGUUUUGCAUAUCCUUCUCUUCUGUAUCUGCUCAUACUUAAGGCAAUCCAAAUUUGCAUUAGAAAGACAAAUAUUAAAUGAUCAGGAAGCUUUAAAUAAAACUCAAAGCACACUUCUUAAGGCAGAUUGGUUUUUACUGUUAGUGGGCAUGCCUGUGGAGGUCAGAAGAGGGUGUCAGAUUCCCUGGCAGCUGGAGUUACAGCAAUUCUGAGCUGCACGGUAAAGAUGCUGACAGCUGAAGUGGGGUCCUCUGGAAGAACAAUGAACACUCCUAACCACUGAGCCAUCUCUCCAGUCCCACACUGUACUUUUAAACUCUUGGGUUUGCUGUAGGCCAGAGCUCACUUGCUUGCUCCUUUACUCCCAAUGAAGCAAGUGGCUGCACUGGCUGCCGAGGGGAGGAAACUAUUUGUGGGUACUAUAAGUUGAAAAGAAAGCUUAAUUUUGUUUUAAUUUAAUAAACUAAGUUAAUAAAAGGAA